AUGCUAAACAUCAUUGGCAGCAAAAAUCACGCUCUUGAAGGCCGUGUGAUACGAAGACUGGUGUGUCUCACUGAGCGUGUUGAUGACAUGGUUGCAGAAUUCGAUAGACGUGUUGCCCUUGGUGCGUCUGAUAUAUCGGAAGCCGAUGCACUUGAAUCCUCAGACCCCACAGAGAACAGACGGUACCAAACAUACAAGAAGCUCCUAAGAUGGUGCCCUUCGGUGCGAAAGCUUGUACAAUCCUCAGCCGACAGCUUUGAACUGGCCGAAUUAUAUAGCAAGCUUAAUCGUGGUGCUGAUGCCGCAAGAGCAGAUGACACUACGAGCCUCAAGUUUAUUAUCGCUGUGUGGUUGAUGCAGAUGGUUCCAACUCCAAACCCUUCCAUUCAGUGUCAAGACAAAUAUGGCCGUGGGUUCUACCAUGAUGUGACAGGGAGAUUACUAUGCCCUGUUGAUUACAACUGGAAUGAUGCUACUGUCCGAGAGGCCAUUCGCUCUUACCAUCCUGACUAUUGUGUCACGUCAUACUCUUGGCCAUCAUUUCUAUACAAGGAUGGACAAUACGACGCAAUAAAUCCUACAAAAGGAUUCCUCAAAGGUGAACUCCUUGUGAAGGUGGUCAAACAUAUAUUUACGUCUCCUAGUUCAGCGGAAGAAGACCCAGAAAUGUUGCAACCUGACACUAGCGCCGAGACACCUUCACAAGUCCAUCUCCCUAAACGUCGGAGGACUGCAGGAGAGAGGCGCACACGGUGUGAUCUACAUUUUGCAUUGUCCAGUGCCGGCGCAUGGCGGAUUAUUGAUGAUGACUUUGACCACAACGAAUUCUAUCACAACAUUGUCGAUUAUUUCGAACUUCCUUCUUCACCGGAUGCAGCAAAAGACAUAGAAAACCUCUUGUUAUGGUGGAACUGCCAAGUAUUUGGCUGCAGGAAUGUGUCGCAUUACCGACCUCAGAAGACCAGCACAAUGUCAGUUGCGAUGACUGCUCGACAUGCCCAAUGA
Molecule: messenger RNA, 1005 nt
Organism: Suillus paluster
Lineage: Eukaryota; Fungi; Basidiomycota; Agaricomycetes; Boletales; Suillaceae
Exons: 7
Coding region: 1-1005 (334 amino acids)
Source: RefSeq, a predicted model, not a curated record